GAUUUGGGUGGAUUUGGAUGGAUUUGGAUGGAUUUGGGUGGAUUUGGAUGGAUUUGGAUGGAUUUGGGUGGAUUUGGAUGGAUUUGGAUGGAUUUGGGUGGAUUUGGGUGGAUUUGGUCUCCAGGAGGGAACGUGGGCCCCGGAUCGGGAGCGGGCGGAGGGGAUUGGUUGGAAGGUGCCCGGUUGGAGCCGACCGAGCCAACCUGUGGGUUUUCCCGGGAUUUCCCGGGAUUUCCCGGGAGCAGGGAUCGGCCAGGAGCAUUUCUUCAAGAGGAUCGAGGCCGCUCAUUGCAUGGCCUGUGACAUGUUGAUCCCGGCCCAGAACCACCUGCUCCAGAGGCACCUGCGAUCCGCCGACCACAACCGCAACCGCAGGAUGGCUGCCGAGCAGUUCAAGAAGACCAGUUUACACGUGGCCAAGAGUGUCCUGAACAACAAACACAUCGUCAAGAUGCUGGAAAAAUACCUCAAGGCGAAGAGGAAAAGAAGCGCCUUUGGCUCCUUGUUGUUCCCUGGGAAUGCGGGAACGGCCGCGGAUCCGGCAGGAGGCCCCGUGUCUGCAGGCAGGGGCAGCAGGGUCCGCAGGCGCUUCCACAUCUCCUCUUGAGCACCGGUAUCAAAGGCUCCGGCACAGCUCCGGGCACCUGACCUUGGGCCAGCGCAGGAGGAGGGAGAGCUCCGGAGCCAGCCCAGCACGGUCUCCGUCUCAUUCCCAGGUGCAAAACCAGGCUGAAAAGGGGUGGAGGAAAAUCUGAGGAUUGCAGGUAAUGCCAAGAGCCGGCCCUUCGCCAUGACCGUGCCGGGCCGGCCGGAGGCCGGAGCCGCAGGGCCACCCCGACCCCAGGCGGGGCCGCAGCCGUAGAUGACGAUCCUUGACCGUCGGCCUCACGAUUCCUCCUCGGAGGGAUGGCGGGACAGUCUCCACCACGAGUGGGCUCCUCCACUGCCCCGGUAGAUUCCGGACGUUGGGAUGGCGGGGUCGGAGCCCCGGUAGCUCCGCUCCGUAGGGCGUCCGGAGACUCGGAACGUUGAGGUUUCUCCUCCACCUGCAUGGAUCUUCUCGCAUGGAGCAGCCAGCUGGGCUGGCCCUGGAUCGAGGCCGAUCCCGGGGCGGGGUGGGGGGACCCGGAGAGCUUCUGUCCUUCCCGCUUUCCGGAAAAAAGUAGCACGUCCGACCCCGCGCCGCCCUGGCCGCGGUGCAGCGGGGUCCAGGCCGGGCUCCGGUGAGGGGGGAGAGAUCCCAAAGCUGGGAAUUUUGGGAGCUUUGGGGAGUUUGUCCUCCGCUUGCAGCCGGCGGGCGCGCCGGGGCGGCUCCGCCCCGAGAGGGCAGCGAUCCCACCUCGGCCCCUCCGAGCGCUCCCGGAACGCCGGCAGAUCCCCCGGGAGCGAGGGGAGCGGUGCCGGGAGCCGCCGCCGAAGGUAACCGGGGUCAAAACCCAGCCUUAAACCACCAAAAAUCCCGAAUUCCGGAGGGGCCCGGUGUCCCUGGAGUCCUCAGAUUCCCAAAACAAAAAAGAGGUGACUCAAAGCCUGGCAGCGUCGCCGCCCUUCCCGGCGCGGGAAGGGGAUCCCGGCGCCUCGGAGCCGGAGGGGUGAGGAAUUCCUUUGGACUUUGGUUAAACCCAAAUUCCUGCCGGGACGAGGCGCUGCCCCGGAGCCCGCUGGGCCCGUCCCGGACCUGGGCUCACCGAGUCAGUCCAGGCCUGGGAUCGCCUUUCCCGGGGGGUCGUUCCCUGGCUGUGA
Lepidothrix coronata (blue-crowned manakin) is the source of this 1743-nucleotide messenger RNA. RefSeq names its product A-kinase anchor protein 8-like. Bases 293 to 607 code for a protein of 104 amino acids. Gene Ontology annotation, cellular component: nucleus; nuclear matrix. Lineage: Eukaryota; Metazoa; Chordata; Aves; Passeriformes; Pipridae. The record is from RefSeq and is a predicted model, not a curated record. Gene Ontology annotation, molecular function: DNA binding; protein kinase A regulatory subunit binding. The transcript has 4 exons.